AUGGCGCUUUUCAGAGUACUCACUCUCCUGAGCCUGGCUCUUCUGGGGGCAGCUCAGUACUCGCCAGAGGAGCUCCAGGGGUACUACGGGCUGGUGGAGCCGACCAAUCGCACACAAAACAACUACAACUCAUUCAGCCUCACGGUCGAGGGCGACUACGUGUCCAACAUCCAGGCUCUGACGGUGGAGACCGACAAACUGGCCGGACUCAACUCGGCAGCUGCAGUCUCCGGCAACCUGCGAAUGAUCAGUGGAAACUACACGGGGCCGGCGCUGGACUGGUCCAAUGCGGCCCUCAUCGACUGCGACAACACCACCGACGUUAUCGAUGCACUCAACGAGGUGCUCAUCAACAACCCGGCUUGCAUGAUUCUGUACUCAUUGAACUCGGACGCUUGUCACUUCACACGGCCAUACAGAGUCUUUUCGGCCGAUAUCGGCUUCGUGUUCACCACGGUCUCGGCCAAGGGAGCCCAGUCACUACUGGAAAAGGUGCAACAGUCGCCUGUUCUGCUGCAUUCAGUCGCUUGGCUUAAUACCACAUCUCUACCAGAUGAUAAUACCCCCGUGGUGGAUGAUAAGGGCCCCUCCAGGGAUACAAAGAUCGCCAUGGCCGUUCUUUACUGCAUUUGCGGCGUUCUAGCACUAGCCGUCGUUGUUCUCAUUUCUCUGGGCAUAUGGAGAGUCCAUCGUCACCCCGAACGGUACGGAUUGGCUCCUCCUGACCAGACAGAUGAGGAACGCGAAAUCUCCGACGAUUUCAACAACGGCGGUGGCGACGUAUACACCCCGCCUCCAACAAGAGUGGAGAAGGCCAAGGGUCUUGCACGGGCUGUUUUGGACGCCAUUCCGUUGAUGCGGGUCAUGAUUGGAAGCCAGGAGGACGAGAAGGACAAAGGUACAGCUCCAGGUGAGAGUUCCAGUAGUCCGGCCAUGUCCACGCAUAAGCGGGAUGUUUCUAAUGUCUCUGUCAAGUCUAGUUGUGACAUGUCUCGAAUGGAAACAUUACCUGUGUACAUUCAGGAAGACGACAACUGUGCCAUUUGCUUUGACAACUUUGAGGACAACCAGAUCAUUCGACAGCUUCCUUGCACGCAUAGAUUCCACGCCGAUUGCGUGGAUCAUUGGUUGCUCAACUCGUCUUCUCAGUGUCCCAUGUGUCGAAUGAAUUUGAGAAAGGAAGAGAACGAGACAACUGAGAACGAAGCAACCACUCCAUCCACACAUACACAAACGCAGACGGCGCAACCACAAACUACUUCUCAACAGCAACCGUCAGUCAUCACGGUCACUCAACGGGACCUCAACAUCUCUCUGGCCACCCGAAUCAUCGACUGGUGGAACAUGUUGUGCCUCCCUGAAGACGCACGAGCCGAGGCCCGAGAACGACUCAACCACGAGUCGGAACUGCGUCGCAAAAUCAGACAACUGCAGCGGUCCGACGGUACGCUGAUGCCUAACGACGGCAUUGUUGCUACUGACGAUGGAGCUUUAAGGGUGUUGCUGGACAACAGACCCUUGCAAGCUCCUCCGAUCGACGUUCCCUUGUCAGAGAGAAUGCUCGUUCCAGGCCCUGAUCUGGAUCUCAACAAUGUCGAGGCUCCUGUUCCGAGGUAUUCCGUGUUACCGGACAUGAGCGCAGCUUCCGAGUCGGUCUACAACCGAGACUCGGUGUCCCUGCCCCAAGCCUGUCUUCUGCCUCAACUAGAUCUGUCUGAGUUCUCUGUUGAUGUGGAUGGUAUGAACACACACUACGAUACGAGUACCGGUACUGGGUCUGAUAUCGACACUGACAUUGGAGACGUUACCAGAGUCGACACGCGUGACGCUACUACAGCUCAUGUUGAUGGUGACUGUGCUUCCUAUGUUGAAGAUGCCAAAACUAAAGAAGCUAACGAAACUGCUUCCGACGCUCUUUAUGACCCAGCCUCCGACACCCUCGAGCUCGAGACGCUCAGAGAUGCCUCUGCCGCCUGUGAAGACGGCCCCGCUGCUCACGGAACACACCAAGACCCCGACUUUGAAUUCGACUUUGAAAACACCACCCAUUCUAAACCUAUUUAA
Messenger RNA from Yarrowia lipolytica CLIB122, 2064 nucleotides. RefSeq lists its product as uncharacterized. Gene Ontology annotation, molecular function: ubiquitin protein ligase activity. The record is from RefSeq and is a predicted model, not a curated record. Gene Ontology annotation, biological process: protein ubiquitination; ubiquitin-dependent protein catabolic process. Lineage: Eukaryota; Fungi; Ascomycota; Dipodascomycetes; Dipodascales.